Diaporthe batatas is the source of this 1944-nucleotide messenger RNA. RefSeq lists its product as uncharacterized. Lineage: Eukaryota; Fungi; Ascomycota; Sordariomycetes; Diaporthales; Diaporthaceae. The transcript has a single exon. The record is from RefSeq and is a predicted model, not a curated record. The coding region runs from base 1 to 1944 and encodes 647 amino acids.
AUGUACCAGGUCUCACUGCAGUCGCCCAUCAGCCCCGGCGGGUGGGCAAAGGUCAACCGGCGCCGCAUAUUCUCAUACCCGGCCCUCGGCCGGUACUGCGUCGUCGCCUGCUGCCUCACCCUCCUCUUCUCGUCGCUGCUGCUCUUCCGCUCCUCCGAGUCCGCCACCCGCCUCAUCCCGCCCUCGCUCUCCGACAUCUCCCCGCCAUGGCGCAAGCCCGCCACCGACGCCGAGCUGCUCGACAUCCUCUCCGGCGCCGCCAGCUCCGGGCCCCACCCCAUCGACGACCUCAUCGCCGCCGCCCGCCGCGCCCAGGAGGACCUGCUCAAGCAGCGCUCCACCGACCUGCGCAGCGCCGCCGCCCGCUACCGCGUGCGCAGGGGCCGCCACCCCCCUCCCGGGUUUGACAAGUGGGCCCAGUACGCCCUCGACCACGACGCCGUCAUCGUCGAGAAGUUCUUUGACCGCAUCUACCACGACCUGCAGCCCUUCUGGGGCCUCGACGCCCGCGACACGGCCCGCCGCGCCGCCACCGCCGAGCACGUCGUGCGCGUGCGCGACGGCAAGGCCACCCCCGUCGGCGACACCACGGGGAGGGUCCCCUGGCUGCAGCUGUGGACCGAGCUGGUCCAGGAGGCCGAGCAGUUCCUGCCCGAGGUCGACAUGCCCAUCAACUACAAGGACGAGAGCCGCAUCCUCGUGCCCUGGGAGGACAUCAACGACCUGGUCGACAAGGCCCGCACCUGGAGGAAGGUCGUCCCCGUCGAGGACGUCGUCAAGGACUACAAGGGCCUGGGCUGGAUGCACGUCGACAACGAGCUGCACGCCCACCAGCCCCAGUGGAUCACCAAGGACUCCCCGCGGUACUGGGACCUCGCCCGCGUCACCUGCGCCCCCGACUCCCCGAGCCGCAACGUCAGCGCCCUGACCGACUUCUCCCUGCCCCCGGCCUUCCCCGAGGACUGGGCGCCCGACUACAGCGAGAACGGCUACGUCAAGAACUUCACCGCCGCCUCGGACCCCUGCCAGCAGCCGCACCUGCGCGCCCUGCACGGGACCUUCGUCGAGCCCAUAAGCCUGUCGACCACGACGGAGCUCAUCCCCCUCUUCGGCGGGAGCAAGCUGCCCAUGAACAACGAGAUCCUCAUCCCCGGCGCCAUGUACCUGACCAAGGACCCCUUCUACUCGGGCGGCGCGACCCACGGCCCGAGCUGGGACAAGAAGUCCACCAGCGUGACGUGGCGCGGCGUCGCCAGCGGCGGGCGCCACCGCGCCGCCAACUGGACGCACUUCCAGCGCCUGCGCCUGAUCGAGAUGCUCAACGGCACGACGGUCACCAACAUGGAGCGCAACGGCGCGCGCGCCAUGACCUUCGACAUGCCGCCCCUCUCGCGGUACGACUUCCCGCUGCGGCGCGAGGGCCGCGUCGGCGAGUGGCUGAGCGCCCACGCGGACGCGGGCUUCAACCACCUCAUCUGCUUCCCGCGCGACUCAAACUGCACGUACCUGAGCCCCCACUUCAGCGAGGUGGCCUCGGUGCCCAUGGCCGAGCAGUACGCGCACAAGUUCAUCCCGGACGUGGACGGCAACUCCUUCUCGGCGCGGUACAGGGGCCUGCUGCUGUCCACCUCCCUGCCCCUCAAGUCCACCGUCUACGCCGAGUGGCACGACGACCGCCUGCAGCCCUGGCUGCACUUCGCCCCCAUGGACAACACCCUCCAGGACCUCUACGGCAUCCUCGACUACUUCACCCGCGACGACAGGGGCGACGCCGCCGCCCGCGUCAUCGCCGAGACGGGCAAGGCCUGGGGCGAGUCCGUCCUGCGCCGCGAGGACAUGCUGCUGUACGUGUGGAGGCUGCUGCUCGAGUUCGCGCGCGUGUGCGACGAGGACCGCGACCGCCUGGGCUACGUGGACGACCUGGUUGGUGAUAAGAACCACUGA